Molecule: messenger RNA, 1350 nt
Organism: Eremothecium cymbalariae DBVPG#7215
Lineage: Eukaryota; Fungi; Ascomycota; Saccharomycetes; Saccharomycetales; Saccharomycetaceae
Gene: MOD5
Product: tRNA dimethylallyltransferase
Exons: 1
Coding region: 1-1350 (449 amino acids)
Biological process (GO): tRNA modification
Cellular component (GO): mitochondrion
Molecular function (GO): ATP binding; tRNA dimethylallyltransferase activity
Source: RefSeq, a predicted model, not a curated record
AUGCCAUUUAUAUAUAUGUAUAUAUAUGUAUAUAUAUGUAUAUAUAUUUAUCUGUCUGGAUGUAUGUGUACACAUAUCAAUGGGACCCGUAUGUUCAAAAGGAUGUAUAGCCAGAUUCAUAAGCCCAAGGUGAUUGUGAUUGCAGGGACUACCGGGGUGGGUAAGUCGCAGCUGUCGAUACAGCUAGCCAAGAGAUUCAAUGGUGAGGUGAUUAAUUCAGAUUCAAUGCAGGUGUACAGGGGGUUGCCGAUUAUUACGAACAAACAUCCGUUUGCCAAUCGGGAGGGUAUCGCACACCAUGUAAUGGACCAUGUGGAUUGGAAGGAGGAGUAUUAUUUGCACAGAUUCGAAGACGAAUGUCUAAAGAGUAUCAAGGAGAUACAUUCACGUGGGAAAAUUCCGAUUAUAGUUGGUGGUACACACUAUUAUUUGCAAAUAUUGUUUGCCAAAAGGGUUUUAAUCGGCGGACGUGUUCCGAGUGAGAAAGAAAAACGAAUAUUGGAAUCUAAAGAUCGGCGGGAGUUGUAUGAAGCAUUACGGAAUGUUGAUUUGUCAAUUGCGAAUAAAUAUCAUCCCAAUGAUACCCGACGUGUGCGGCGUAUGUUGGAGAUAUAUUAUACAAGUGGGGUAAAGCCAAGUGAUGCGUUUUCUAAUCAGAGAAAGGAGCUGAAGUUUGAUGCGUUAUUUUUGUGGGUUUACAGUAGGCCUGAGGAGUUGGAGGGCAGGCUAGACGAUAGGGUAGAUCAAAUGUUAGAGCAAGGUGGGAUUGAAGAAAUUAAAAGUUUGCACACAUUUUACAGAAUGUCCAAAUUCACUCAGGAACAGCUUGAAAAUGGUAUCUGGCAGGUAAUUGGGUUCAAAGAGUUUCUGCCUUGGUUAGAAGGAAAUGCGGAGCAGCAUGGCGGGAUGAGUUUUCAAGAGUGUGCAGAUAAGAUGAAGCUUAGAACCAGGCAGUAUGCAAAACGACAAAUCAAGUGGAUACGUAAGAUGCUGGUGCCAGACUUAAAUGGAAAUAUCUAUAUUUUAGAUGCCACUAAGUUGGAUGAGUGGGAGGCCACAGUGUCUCGUAGGGCAAUUAAUAUAACCGAAUCAUUUCUGGAAAACAAUAUAAUUACUAAUGAACGUUUUGUCCCUCAUGGGCUGGAGUUUUUAAUUAGUCAGCCAACAGAUACAUCUAGUCCAAAAAAUGAUGGUGAAUGGCACCACUAUCGAUGUGAUAUAUGUCGCGAUAAGGAUCAGCAGCCAUUAAUUGCAAUAGGCAAACGGAACUGGGAACUCCACCUUACGAGCAGACGCCACAGAUACAAUCUUAAUAAGGAUAAGAAAAAAAUGACUACGAGUGACAGGUAG